AGAUACUUGCUAUUCAUUUCGAAUAUUUUUCUCUUUUCUUUCGGACGUGCUUUCCGCUUCUACGGCAACAGCAAAAGAAAACGAUAACUGUGUUUUUCUUUUCUUUCUCAGAGAUGUCGAAGGCCACCAACGUUGAUUACAAGCAGGUCGGACAGCGCGACGUGCAUGACGCCGUCGAUGCCGCGCCGACCGAGGUCAUUCACUCGGUGGGAAACGUGCAGCGGCCGUGGCAUUACGGCUUAUGUACCCUUUGCAGUGAGAUGAACUCCUGCUUAGAGUGCUUUGUCUGCGCUCCCUGCCAACUGAGCCGCCAAUUCAACAUGCUGUACAACCUGAAGCCGGAGUUGCACAUCCCGGUGUGCCUGGCGGUGGUGCUGCUGGACUCCAUGGGCGUGCCGGCCGGCUUUGCGCUCCAGUACGUGAUUCGCUCUGAUAUUCGUCGCCGCUACGGUAUCGAAGGCAACAUCGUGUCGGACUGCUGCUUCUCGUGGCUUUGUGCGCCGUGUGCGAUUCAGCAGCAAUUUUUGGAGAUGACCUCCGUUGGCUCCUGCCCUGGAAUGAGCAUGUGUGGUGUCAUCCCCUUGGCGCCCGAGGAGCCGCUCAUGCUUUAG
Leptomonas pyrrhocoris is the source of this 611-nucleotide messenger RNA. RefSeq lists its product as hypothetical. The transcript has a single exon. Lineage: Eukaryota; Euglenozoa; Kinetoplastea; Trypanosomatida; Trypanosomatidae. Bases 114 to 611 code for a protein of 165 amino acids. The record is from RefSeq and is a predicted model, not a curated record.